GGCUGUUGCCAGGUUAUGCCGUGCUAUAAAGCCGCUUGGCUGCAGCGCUAACGUACACAACAUCCCCAGCCACUCAUCUCAGGUGAACGAGGGACUGCUACAAAGACAACAUGCGUGAAUGCAUCUCCGUCCACAUUGGCCAAGCUGGAGCUCAGAUAGGCAAUGCAUGCUGGGAGCUCUACUGUCUGGAGCACGGCAUCCAGCCGGACGGUCAGAUGCCGAGCGACAAGACCAUCGGGGGGGGAGACGACUCCUUCAACACCUUCUUCAGCGAGACUGGAGCUGGGAAACACGUUCCCAGAGCCGUGUUUGUGGACCUGGAGCCUACGGUCAUCGAUGAAGUCCGCACAGGAACCUACCGGCAGCUCUUCCACCCGGAGCAGCUGAUCACUGGAAAGGAAGAUGCAG
Notothenia coriiceps (black rockcod) is the source of this 408-nucleotide messenger RNA. Its product is annotated as tubulin alpha-1D chain-like. Gene Ontology annotation, cellular component: microtubule. Gene Ontology annotation, molecular function: GTP binding; structural constituent of cytoskeleton. The record is from RefSeq and is a predicted model, not a curated record. The transcript has 3 exons. The annotation marks the transcript as partial. Gene Ontology annotation, biological process: microtubule-based process. Lineage: Eukaryota; Metazoa; Chordata; Actinopteri; Perciformes; Nototheniidae.